CCUCUUCAUCCCCCACGUUUUGCUGCUUUUGUUUGUGCCGGGUGGGGGAUGGGAGGAGGCUGGGGGAACCAGCCCUUGGUUCGUGGGUAUGGUCUGAGCAGGUACCGCGUCCCAUCCCGCUGGGGAAAGGCGGUGGGAAGCAGACCCCGGAGUCAUCCCGGAGACCCUCAGCCUUGCUCCUGCUGAGCUGCGUUUGCUCCUGGAGGCUGGAGCGAGCCCGAAGGGCUACGAGAGCUGUCCCCGGGGCUGAGGCGGGGGCUCUGUGAAACGCAGCCGCUGUGGCACUCGGUGGCACCUGGCUGUUGUUUCCCCUUUGGAAGGAGGGCAGGGUUUUUCCCUGCCAGAGGUGCGUUUCCAGCCACCCAGUCUGCUGCCUGUUACGGCACUGGCUGCAUCCUACCAGCCUGUGUGGCACGGGGAUGGCAGCGGGGAAACCUGCAGGUGGCAGAGGACAGUGGCGUGGGGAGCCAGCCUGUGCCACGCUGGGACCCCCGGACACCGGCCGCUUUGCCCUGGGAUAGUUUAGGGAAGCAGGACGGACUUGUGGGCUCCUGGCAUCGCCCCUGGUGCCGGUGAGGCACCCUGCUUCUGCUGGGAGCAGUGGGAUGCCCUUCCUGACGUCUGCCGUGGACUGGAGGGAGGCACGCGGCUCCCAUCUUUCUGUUAUCAGUGCCUGUAGCUGAGCGCCCGAGGCGCUCUCUGCUUUGCUCUGGGAGGUCUAAAGAUUUCCGAGCCUUGGGAAUCGCUGCCUGUGCUCUGCAUCUGCCACGCCGCAGCUUUAUCUUUACAUCGGGUUUAUCGCCUCCUCCCUGGGGCUGCUGCUCUGGGCAGAUGCUGCAUGUUGCCCUGCCCAGGGCAACACCGUGCCGAAAUGUCUUCCCCACGAACAGGAGGAGAACUUCAGGGCUGCUCAGGGAGUUCGGAUCAGACAGCUGGGCUGUGGGACCGGCAUCCCUUUAAAUAGCACGUCCCUCGUGUCCCUCCUCUACCGGAGGCACAGAGCUGCGUGUACUGAAGGAGGGGACCAGCCCUGGGGAGGAAGAAUCUGCUAAAGAAACCACGGGCUGGGCACCCAAACUGCCGGGGCGCCCUGCCGAACCCCCCGCCGCUUUGCUUCAUGCAUGCCGCUCUGCAAAUGGAGCUCAGACUGAGAGAGGAAACUCUCAAAGUCCUUCCCAGCCUGCAUCGAUGGUCCUGCUGAUGGGACCAAAAUAGAAACUGCAUGGCCGGCCUCUCCCCCGACCCCUGCUCUGCCUCAGCCCCGGCGCGCUGAUAGUGGUGGCUCACCCUCUGCGUUUCAUCCCCGCUGCUCGAGGCCGUCAGUCUUGCUGUUUGGCUCCCCAGCCAAACGCAGCGACAGAUUGUUUAAAUCAGUGUUGUUGGGUUUCUUGAUAACCAGGAGGCAGAUUAUUUACUGUAGUGGCAAAUAAACUUCAUAAUGUUAUGAUGGUGGAAAGUUGUCAAGGGAUAAAAAUGCCCAGAGUCAGCCCAGGAGCCUCCAAGGAGACGGCUUUGGUUUAAAUUAAGACAAAACACUGUCUUCCAUGGAUUUUGGGAAGGAAAUCACAUUGUUGUAAUGGGAACAUUACUCUGAGCCUUAGGGCUGGCAAACUCUUGACUUUAUGAAGCAUAAGUGGAGGGUCUGAGCUAGCCUGGCAGAUGUACCUUAAAGCACAUUUCAGGUUUGCCCUGAGAAGGCUGCGAAGGGGAGGUUGGCACCAGGGUGUCAUGCAGAAUUUGGGGAGAGGCGGGAUGGAGCUGCCACCAGAAUGAUUGUGGGGGUUAUGCUAGGAACUGUAAAAAAAGUCUCUUCUGCUCCCAGCCCCUGCUCUUCCCAGCAAACCGAAGUUGAGAGCAUUUUCUUGUGAAGGGCCAGGCAGGAGGGCGGGUGGCUGAUCCCUUUUGGCUUGCCUUGAUCGAGGCAGGGCCAGGCAGCGAGCACCGUGCUCAGGUUGCUGCAUGGCCUUCGGCAGCUCCUUGCCCAGCUUUGCCCCUUGGAGAAGCUUCCCAUGACGAGCUGCAAAGCUGUGGUGUUUCAUUUCUUUGCCAUGCCUACAACCCCCCUGCAAGGCAGCUGCUGGUCCCUGGCACUGCAUCCGUCCCCCUGUCUUGCUCAUUCAAAGGAGGCGGCUUAGAGGCUGCGUCUCCUCUGUGUGGUGUCCCCAGCUCCCGAUGGAGUGUGAAUACCCAGAAAAUGGUGUGGGGUUAAAGUUAGUGGCUGCGUCUCAUCCCUGGUGUGGUCUGCACGGUGAUCCGCCCAGGGCACCAAGCAGUCAGAAGUGAUGCUGAAGUGGUGAUGUUGAGCUGUUGCUGCCAGCUGGAGUGUGCCGUGAAAUUCCUGUCCCCUGAAAAAAAGCCCUUGGGCGAGUUUUACUUCUGGCCGUCUUGUGCGGGUAUCCCGUUACCGUUUUGUGUCCGGGGUGUGUCAAGGUAUUCGCAUCGGGUCCAGAGCAGUGGCACUGCUGCGACGCUGUGGAGCAGAGGUGUGUAUGUGUGGGAGCAGGAGGCUGUGAGUUUGUGCUUUUGCUCGGCCACGUGCAAGAUGGGUACGAAGAGGCCAAACUGGUGUAGCUGCCCGUCCCUCGUGAAGCAGUGCAGUCCUGAGGCCUCCAGGUUGGUCAACCAAAGUGCCCAGUAGCACUGACGGGCUUCUGAGCAAGUUAGCAAAGCCCUUAGAUGUUGCCAGGGGUGCCUUGCUCUCGCUGUCCGUGCCCAGUAGCCCUGGCAGGGGCCUCUCUGCAGCUCCCCGCAGAGAAGGGCGCUGGGGCUGCAUGUGCAGAGACCUCAGAGCUGGGAGGAGGUCCUCUGCAGCUGCAUGCGUGUGACCACGAGCUGGUUUCUAAGCCCUUGCCUUGCUUUCUCACUAGGAGGGAGGUCUGAAGUCCUCUGGAUCAACCCCAGGGCUCGCUGAGAGAUAGGUGGGGACCUGUUCCCCUCUGAGUGCCCUGCAAGGACCAGAAACUGCCUUCUGCAGCCUGGAGGGGUGGCCUUAAGUUUGCAGCAGUAGUCUUCUCCUUUGCAGUAUGAGGGUGACGGUACAAUUGAGGAUGUCUUUGUCCACGGUUUGCCCUGGGAAUGCCAUGCUCUUGCAGUUUGGGAGCAUGGGAGCAAGGUGCUGUGGCCCAUGUAGGCAGUGGCACUUGUUGCAGUAGGUCAAAUGAAUGAAUCCUAAAAUAGAAGGUGAGCGCAGCCCAUAGCUCACCCCUCGCGAUGCUUUGGUUUGGAUGGAGCCUCCCCACCCCUGUGCUGGGGGGAGCCGCAUCUCCUUGCUCAUGCUGGACCCAGCACAGGGGAGCUCCUGACUCUGUUUUAUUCACGUGAUGUAGGAGAGAUUACAGCUGGAAUGGAAAUUUUGGGUAGAAACAAACCGCGCCAUUUGGGAACUUGCUGAUCGUUGCUCACCUCGCUGCAGCCAAAGCCCUGAGGGCUGCAACGCAUCUUGACCAGCGUGCUCCCUUCCCCGUCUGGCACAGGGGCACUUUCCUCAGCAGACCUCAUCUCUGCAGGUUGCUCUUCGUGGUACAUCGGAGAGGGCUGGCCAGAGAGCCCAUGGGAGAGGAGAGGUCGGUGACUGAUGCCUGGGAACAGGACGGGGGAGCGGGGCCGGGAUCUCAGCAGGGGUGGUGUGGGGACAGCAACGUACAUGGGAAGAUUGAGUAUCAGAGCACUGAAAGGAGCGGGGAGUGCGAGCUUGUGAUGGAAACCGAGGCUGAAGGCAAGCGGUGGUAUGUCAGAGGGGUGGGGAUGAGCAGCAGCUCCCUGGAUGGGCUCCCAGGCUCUUGUCCCUCCAUCCCUCUAGUGUCCUGGCAGGGAGGAGACAGAGAGGCAGAAGCCCAGGAGAUCUUGGUGUCACGCAGGGGUGGCUAUUAAUAACACUUACACUUUCCCUGUGGUUGAGCUGCGCAAGUCAAGUGUCCUUGCCAGGGAAAGACAGCUUGUAAACUGAAACGGGCUCCUGCUUGCGUGCUGCCAGCUCCGGUGCCGCAGCAGCUCCCCAGCACCCGCAGCAAGCUGGGAUGCAGGGACGCAGCCAGCCACCGUCAGGACGGGCGCUCGUCACGGAGCAGGGCAAAACUCUCCGACUCGUUUCCCUUGCUGUAGCCCCGUGGUUGGAAAAAAUGCUUUCCAGACAGCUAGCUGGAGGUUUGCUGAAAGGUUGGGAGGAGCUGAUUGUGUUUUUCAAGUCUGAACUUCUCUAGGGCUCAAGGCUUGUGCAUUGUGCUGCUGGCACUAUCCUGCAGUAGGGUCCUAUUGCCACCCUUGGUGCCAGGAGGGAGGUGCCAGAUUUGGCACUGUAGGAAGGUAACCUGGGAUCUCUCUUGCUUCUGAGUGCUGGCAGGAAUAGACCAGGCUGCUGGAGGGACAGAAGGAAUAAUAACAUAGAGGAAGGGCCAAGCAGGCAUAUGGCACAGCGUCCUGCUACAUGUCUAAGGGCACAGAGGGCCUGUUCAGUAUGGUACGUGGGAGUUUGCUUGAGGCUAGUGAAGCAAAGCAGAAUAAUGGAGCUGAAUAUCAAGAAGCUCCUCCUGACCUGGGCAGAGCCUAUGCCUUGAGGGACACUGCGUGUUUAGCCCUAGGAUUCAGUCUGUCUGGUUUUGGAGCCACCACCACUGCAGGAGGGAUGGCUGCUGGCUGUCCAGAGAGCAGGAUCUCCUUAUCAGCCGAUCCACAAGCUCUGCGUCCGCUGAAGUUACAAGAUGCAAGUUUUUCCUCUUCGAUCCCUGCUUGACUUUCCAAGGGCAUUUAGAUCCUGCCACCAAGGUUAGCUCUGUCCUCAGAGUAAGAGGUUGCAGCUUGCUCUGAGCGCCCAAGGAGCUUCCUCCAGCAGCCCCCUCUUCCCCCAGCUCUCGAGGACCGCACUGCUGGCUGCCUACGCUCUGGGACAUGUUCCUGCUUCAGCAGCAUCUCUGCCCACCAAAGCCAGGCGGGGAGCAUAGGAGGCUGAGGAGCUCUGAGGGGUCUGGUUAGAAAAAAAACACACUUCCCAAGAGCUCUGAUUGCAGAUCGUGAGCAGACCAGAGCUGCUGUCUCCUUCUUCGUUCACAGAAGGAGAUUGAAAUGAUAGUGCAUAGCUGCUCGUAAGUAGAGUUGAUAUCCUAGUGCGUGCAGCAAUACUUCCUUUCCCUCCCACCCUGCAAAUGCCAGGCUGCCUCCAUCCAGCCUCCUUACCUAACUAUGCCGAGCGAUGCAGCCUGCAGAGCAGCCGCAGGUGCCGGCUUUUCUCUAACAGUGGAGGUCCCAGAGAUGUGCUGGUGUUAGGCCGGGGGCUUCCAGGGCUUAGCUCCUGUCAGACUGCUCUGCCUGGUGCGUGGUUCCCCGCCUGCUCUGCAGGCAGCUCUGCUGAUGCACAUCAACCCUGGGCACCCCCGGCAGUCUGUCCGUCUGCUCCGCCGGCGGUAGCUUUCAGCACCUGCGAUAUACCAGUUGGAGCUCAGAUUGGAACGAAGUUGCGAGAGAUGGGGAUAUCUUCACCCAUCAUAUCUGUGCUGCCACGUGCUGCUGUUGUGGGCUGUCAGAUGGUUGCCUGGUAAUAACCUUCACCACUGGUGGCUGGAGCGUGAGUCCGUGUGCCACUUGCAGACAGCCCUGAAGAUAAAAAGGGCCGUAAUCAGCUAGUACCCAAACAUAAAUGUCAGGCCAAGGUUAUUCUAGCAGAUUUCCUCAUGAGACUGUGGUGCAAAAAGGAAGGAAGCUGUGUUGAGAGAUCUUCCUGCCCAUAGCAGCAGCUCAGCAAGUGGUACAGCAGCUUCGUGCUAGUGGAGUAUCUGGGGCAGCAGGGAGCAUCUGUUAAGCUCAUUUGGGAUGUAGUUGGACAGUAAGUCUGCCCCAGCAGCUAAAGCCGGCCAAAAAGGGUCUGCUGCAGCGUGCCACACCCAGGCGGUGUUCUCUCUUGGUUUUUUUAACACGUUUUAUUUGUUCAGACAAUUUUUAACACCUAUUGGUGAUGAUGCAAUUUACCGCGCAUCAUCCUUUCGACGAUGGGGAGUAGGGACAGGAAUGGAGCACUGCAGUGUCGUGGACAGGCUGGAAGCAGGGUGAUCAGGAAAACGUGCUUUUGCCCUCUGCAAAGCUGCAUGGGCCUCGGUGGUGUGAUAGUUAACCUGCUGGUGACCAAGUACCUGCAUUGCUUGCUGUGGACUUGAGAAAUCCCUCCGAGAAGGUGACACUUUGUUUUGCUUUCAGUUCAGCCAGGCUUUAGCUGCCCUGAUGCUGCUCGCUGGAGGGCAUUGCUGUUCUUCCUUCCCUCCUUGUGCUAUGUUACUGAAUACAGGCAUGGCAGUGAGACCGUAGAAACUAAAGAGCUCCCUUCUUUGCCUGCCAGGCUGGAGGAGACCCAACCUUCUCCAAAGAUACAAACUCAGCUUUGUACUCAUCUAAAAGAAAUAGAGGUACAGCCCAACGGGUUGCUUGUGCUACAAGCACUAAGCAAAAGCUCCAGUUUGUGGUCCAGAAAAUAACACGUAUGUCCCAUCUUACCUGCGUUUGCCAAACAAAAAGGGAAGCUUCUAACAAAUUUGCCCGUUUGUGUGGACCUUGGGGCAGUGGAGGUUUGAGCCAGGGUGUUCUCCUGAAGGUCCUCUGGUAUUGCUGACCUGCAAGCGAGUGCAUAAAAGAGCAUGAGAAGGGAGGAAAGUAGAAACAAGUGGAGCAGAUGCCAGUCUUAGUGCAGUGGUGAGCGGCAUGCCCGUACCCUCAUGAUGGGUAGAGGAGCUGCCUUCUACAGCAUGGAAAUUGUUGAGAGUGAUGGUGGUGGCUUGUGUGUGCCUGCAGGCUGCCAUGAUCCAGAGUCCCCUGCCUUGGGAGCAAUUGAAGAGCCAGAAGUUUGCUUCUACCAAACUGUGGGUCUUGGUGGUUUUUUUCAGUUGCCCUCGAAUAAGUCCUCUCUAUGUAGCAGCUGAAGAGAGGCAGUGGCUGGAGAGUGGGAAGCAAAGCACUAGCUCUGGAGGAGAGGAGCGCUGGAGCUAGACAGAUUCAGCCCCUUCCACUCCAGCCUUCGCAUGCCGAGCCGCCAGUGCUGAAACUGCUGCAGCACCUUCCACCUGUGGCCUGGGGCUUUCCACAGGCUGCGGCAGUGUCCAGGCAGCCUGUCAAGCUUUGAGGGCUGGGCAGCGAAAGCUUGAGAGCCCCGGUAAAGCUCUUUCCACCAGGAGAGGGAAGUUUUGCGCAGGACAGAGGGGAUGAUUUUCCUAGCUCUCCUCUGCACUAUUCCGGCUCUCCCAGCCUCCAGCUCUCCCAGCCAGCUUCUACCAAAUCUCCCUGCCCUGCUCUUACUUGCCCGGUUGGUUUUCUUGUUAGGAUUUGCAACAGCUUAGUUUCAAUUUGCUGCAAAUUGGUGGGGCUGGUGCUUAGCCAGAGUGGUUCCCAUGGGGAAACCAGGUGGACCAGCACCAGGAGAGCGGUGGGGAUAGUCACCGGGGCUGAGCGGCACCUCGGGAUGCAGGGGCUCUGCCGAUCCCACAGCGGUGAGCAGGGGAUGCAGAGGGUCCUGGCCAGGCGGUGACACCCGCCCUGCCAUCGCAGCGCCCUGGGCUGAGCCAUGAAACUCAGGGAACUGGGGAGCUGUGGGCAGCGGGAGCCCCAGCGGUGCGUCUACCUAGCAAGUGGGUCCCAGCCCUGGGUGGCAUCGCCACGUUCCCCCCCACCUUCCCUGCUCCUACCCUCUGUCCCCCGCCAUCCCCCUGCCCUGCCCCUUCGCAGCCCAGCCCCGGGGGACUCAUGGGGGGACCCUAUUUAACUCCUGGUCUCUGUGUUAACAGCCACCAUCGGGGUGCGAUGGAAACCUUUUUUAGGCGGCACUUCGGGAGGAAGGGGCCGCGGCGUGCCAGCGCGGUGGCCGUGCCCACGGGCAAGGCCAGGCGACGCUCCCAGGCAGGGCUGCCCUCCGCCUUGCUGGCCCAGCGCCGGCGCGGCUCGGGCUCCCCGCUGCCAUCCUUCUCCUGCCUGGGUCUGCCCCAGCGCCCCGGCCCCCGUCGCCGCUCCAGCACCACGCCACCCUGCCUCAGCCCCAGGUUCGCCGUGCAGACGAAACGCGGGGGCCGGGCACGAGCCAUCGACGCCCAGCUGGUGGGUCCCUCCAUCCUCUUGGCCAGCCUCAUCCCCACCGGAGAGGAAGAGGAGGAGGAGGACGGGGCACCCCGCACCGACGGCUCCGGAUCCGAGUCUCCGGAGGAUGGCGUCGGCGUGGCGGCGGGAGUCGAGCGCGGCCGGCGUGAGCGGUGGGCCGAGGAGAGGUGGCUGGCCAUGCUACCCCGGCUGCAGCCGCUCCAGGCUGGGCUGCUGUCGCGGGGUCCCCGCUGCCUGCGGCGUGCCUCUUCCCACCGCCUGCCCACCGAGUUCAUGUACGGCCGGGCCGCCUACGGCUUGCCGGGUCGCUACCGUCGCCUCAGCCAGCGACGCCGCUCCAGCGAUACCCUCCGGCCGGGGCUGCUCCCCUCCAGCCGCCUGCGGCUGCUGGCCCAGCACUGCGCAGGGGCGGCCGGAGCCGGCUGCUCCUCUGUCACCCUCCCCGAGUGCUUGGGACCGGAGCCUGCCCGCCACGCCGCCCCGGAUGGCUGGAGCCCCCGGCUGCUGAAAGCUAUUGCCAAGUCCAGCCUCCAGCACAUGGUAGCCCAGCCAAACCCUGCGCUAGCCCUGAGGAGCGACUCCGAGAGACAGAUACGCAGCACUGUGGACUGGAGCGAGACUGCGGUCUAUGGGGAGCACAUCUGGUUUGAGACCAAUGUCUCUGGGGACUUCUGCUAUGUUGGGGAGCAGAACUGUAUGGCAAAGCUGCUGCAAAAACCUCUCUCCAGGCGUAAGUGUGCCGCCUGCAAGAUCGUAGUGCAUACACCCUGCAUCGAACAGCUGGAGAAAAUAAAUUUCCGCUGCAAACCUUCCUUCAGGGAGUCAGGAUCCCGGAACGUACGAGAGCCCAUCGUUGUCCGGCAUCACUGGGUACACCGGAGGCGGCAGGAAGGGAAAUGUCGGCAGUGUGGCAAGGGUUUCCAGCAGAAGUUUGCCUUCCACAGUAAAGAGAUUGUAGCCAUCAGCUGUUCCUGGUGCAAGCAAGCGUAUCACAGCAAAGUGUCAUGUUUCAUGUUGCAACACAUUGAAGAGCCCUGCUCGCUGGGGGCUCAUGCUGCUGUCGUCGUUCCUCCCACCUGGAUUCUGCGGGUCCGACGGCCCCAGAAUCCACUGAAAUCUAGUAAGAAGAAGAAGAGGACAUCGUUCAAGCGGAAAUCCAGCAAAAAGGGAGCCGAGGAAGGGAGGUGGAAACCCUUUGUCAUCAAGCCCAUGCCAGCUCCUCUCAUGAAGCCCUUGCUGGUGUUUGUGAACCCCAAGAGCGGUGGGAAUCAGGGAGCCAAGAUCAUCCAAUCCUUCAUGUGGUAUCUCAACCCACGGCAAGUUUUCGACCUCAGCCAGGGUGGACCCAAGGAGGCGCUGGAGCUGUACCGCAAGGUCCACAACCUCCGGAUCCUGGCGUGCGGGGGAGACGGCACGGUGGGCUGGAUACUCUCCAUUCUGGACCAGUUACGCCUCAACCCACCUCCUCCUGUGGCCAUCCUACCUCUGGGGACAGGGAACGACUUGGCCAGGACGCUGAACUGGGGUGGGGGUUACACGGAUGAGCCUCUGUCCAAGAUCCUGUCUCAUGUGGAAGAUGGGAACAUUGUGCAGCUCGAUCGCUGGAACCUCCAUGUGGAGCCAAACCCUGACGCGAACCCUGAGGAAAAGGAUGAGGUGGCCGCUGACAAGCUCCCCUUGGAUGUCUUUAAUAACUACUUCAGCCUCGGCUUUGAUGCACGGGUGACGCUGGAGUUCCACGAAUCUCGAGAGGCCAACCCAGAGAAGUUCAACAGCCGGUUUCGGAAUAAAAUGUUCUAUGCUGGGACGGCCUUCUCUGACUUCCUCACUGGGAGCUCCAAAGACUUGGCAAAGCACGUCAAGCUGGUUUGCGAUGGGACAGACUUAACCUCCAAGAUCCAGGACCUGAAGCCCCAGUGCCUGGUCUUUCUGAACAUCCCCAGGUACUGUGCAGGCACAAUGCCCUGGGGCAACCCUGGGGAGCACCACGACUUCGAGCCACAGCGCCAUGAUGAUGGCUGCAUUGAAGUUAUCGGCUUCACCAUGACAUCCCUGGCUGCCUUGCAGGUCGGUGGCCACGGGGAACGGCUGUGCCAGUGCCGGCAGGUGGUUCUCACCACGUCCAAGGCCAUCCCCAUGCAGGUAGAUGGAGAGCCCUGCAAGCUGGCGGCUUCCUGCAUCCACAUCUCUUUGCGCAACCAAGCCAACAUGGUGCAGAAGACCAAGCGGCGCAACUCCAUGCCUCUGCUCAAUGACCAGCAGCCAGUGCCCGAGCGGCUGCGGAUCCGGGUGAGCCGAAUCAGCAUGCGCGACUAUGAGGCACUGCACUAUGACAAGGAAAAGCUCAAGGAAGCCUCUGUGCCACUGGGGAUCAUCGUGGUUCCAGGAGACAGUGACCUGGAGUUGUGCCGGACUCAAAUCGAGAGGCUGCAGGAGGAUUUCCUUCCACAGCCCUCUGCUUUAGAGCGUCUGCUCUUCCAGGAGGGAGAUGGAGCCAAACCGAAGACACUGUCAUCCCAGAAGCUGUCACCCAAGUGGUGCUUCCUGGACUCAACCACGGCUGAUCGGUUCUACAGGAUAGACCGCGCACAGGAGCACCUCAACUAUGUGACAGAGAUCUCUCAGGAUGAGCUCUAUGUGCUGGACCCAGAGCUGGUGAUCACCCAGACCGUGGGCACCUCUCCUGCCAUGCCCGACCUCGUCGACUUGUCUGCCGCACCCACUGGGCAGCAUUUUGCGUUCCCCUCCUCUUCCAUCUCUCCACCCUCCUCUCCUGCCCCCAGCACUGAGCCUGACGGCUGCCUCCCGCACAAAGAUGACCUUUUGAUAGAAGCUGCCAAGAGCGGCAACUUCAGCAAGUUCCAAGAGCUGCACCGGGCUGGAAGAGACCUGAUGGUGCGAGACUCCUCGGGCCAGACCGUCCUCCACCAUGCCGUCAAAUCGGGGAGCAAGGACAUCGUCAAGUACAUCAUCGAGAACGCCCCUUCAGAAAUCCUCGAUGCCACGGAGGAGGAGAACGGCGAAACCAGCUUGCACCAGGCUGCAGCCUUACGCCAGCGCACUAUCUGCCACUACAUCGUGGAGGCCGGGGCUUCUCUCAUGAAGACGGACCUGCAGGGAGACACCCCCAAGCACCGGGCUGAGAAAGCCAACGACCCCGACUUAGCUGCCUACCUCGAGAACCGACAGCACUACCAGAUGAUCCAGCGGGAGGACCAGGAGACAGCUGUGUAGUGCUCGGAGUGCCUUAGCCCAAGCCAGCUCGGGCAGGACAAGAAGAGGACGAUGCCAACUGGCAGAGCUGUGAGUCUGGGCCAGCCCUCCCUAGAUGUUAACCUGGUCCCUGGAGGAGAUGGAAACAGCAGAGCUCUGCCCCAGGCUGGGCUGGGACUCUGUUUAUGAGGACAGUGGGUAUUUGGGACUUGAAGCCUGGCUCCUUUGUGUGUCCCCUCCUUCGCCCCUCAUCCACCACAUUCCCUGCCCUGGAUGGGCUCCAUCCCGCAGCCCUGUUGGGGCAGGCCAGGCUGAAGCCCCUGGGCACCCUUGUGCGUGGCAGUGAUGCCAGUGCCCCCUCUGCAGGCUCCUACCUAUGAUCCUUGUGGGAUAUCGUUGCUCGCCCCCUCUCCCUGCCAGCAGUGCCCCUCCUUUAGACGCUUGGCUCGGUUCGUGUCCUGUUCCUCCUUUCCUGUCUGGCACGGCAGCGGGAGGCACAGGCUGUGCGGGCAGACAGCGGAGGCCGUGAGCCUCAGGCUGCCCCAAGGGAAGCACCGUGACUUACUGUCCCCGUCUCCUCCUCCCUCCUGUCGGUUUGGGGCUGCCCCGGCUGUCCGUGUUGCCCUACCGGGGCUUUCUGCAGCAGGAGGGAAGCCCCUUGGUGCACCCAGCCUUUUCCCAGAGCAUCUGGGACUGGCGCAGCUGGAAGCGGGGCAGCCGCUGCCCUCCUGGUUGCCGUUAGUGCUCAGCCAGUCAGCGGUCUGGCCCAGGGCAGGGACGGCAUGGAGGAAGGCUGCCGAGCCCUCCCACCAUCCCUCCUUUCGCAGGGCUGGGUGGGGGAGCCUGCACCCCCGGUGUCUGCUGGGCAUCUCUUUUUGUGAGCCCACUGCAGCACGUAGCCAUGGUGGAGAGCUGCGCUUGGCCUGGGCAGUGGCUGCGGUGGAGCCCGUUAUAUUUCCUAGAUGCUGACUUGGAUCCAGCUGCCCUCCUGGCUUUAGUUUCCCCCCUCGCCCCCAAUGCUAGACAUUGCACUGGGCUGGAGGGGCAGUGCUGGGGUCAGUGCUGCUCUCAGGGAUUCCCAUCACGCCCCCCAACCUGUCAACACGCAUCCUCCGAGUCCGACUCCUGCCAUCCCCCAAACUGGGCGCAGGGCUUUGCAGGGAAAACUCGGGAGCUUGCCCAGCCCAGACACAAGCUCCCUGCGCGGGCCACCAGCUCACCCUCUCCGGUUUUAGCAGAAAGAGGGAUUUGGAUGCAUAGGAAGCAUCAAGGCUCCCAGCCUCGAGUCAUGCCUGCAGUGGCAUGGCAUUUCACCUACCAUCUGCCAUGGGGCACGAGGCACCACGACCCAUCUCCCCUGCAGAUGCUGUGGGUGCUGAGGAUCUGCAGAGGCAUCAAGCCAGCCCUUCAGCCAGGCUUUUGCAGAACUGACAGUCUCUGGGACCAGGAGGUGCCAGCAUAGGAAGACCGCUGAUGGCUCUGAGGCCUCGCAGACCUGCUUGGCACUUUUGGGUGGGGUGGCGGUUGCGAAGCGGGUUGCUGCUCGCAGCUUGUGUGCCAGGAGAGGAUGCUGCUGCUGCGUGGGGUCUGUGCGGUCCCACCUGCACUCACACCCAGCUGUGCCCACUGGGUAAUGCUGGGUGGCACUGUUUGAAUCCCUCCUAAUACCAAUACCAAAAAAAGGGUAUGAGGAUACCGCAAAGAACCAGAAUACCCUUCAGACUUUUUGGCCGGGGGGCAGAGUUCCCUUGGAGGAUGGGGGAUGCUGUGGUGGGAGCAGAGGCGCAGGGCAGUGCAGAGUGCCAGGGGCCAGCAGCAGUAUUGGCAAUUGAUAACGAUAGCAUCCCAAUGCGUUCAGAGCUGGGAUGCUCCAGCAGCGCCCAGAGUUCCCAUCAGCACUGCUCUCAGGCCACCGACAGACCAGGCACUGUCGCCUUCUCAGAGGUCCAAACCACUGCCCCCCCCAGCUGGGACGCCCAGCCUGGCCCAGAGGCGUUUACAGCCCCAGCUUUCCCCUUUCUCCCCGGUUUUGUAUCUUCCCUUAUAGUUUUUGUACAGGUAGUUGAGAGACACACUGUCCCCCUCCCCGCCUGGUCCCUCCGUGCGCGCGUGAGCUGAGUUGCUGUGCAAUUCCAAGCCUGGCUUGCAUUUCGGCGAAGGCGGAGGGGUUGUUGGUCGCCCUGCCUGCAGAAGGCAGGGGUUCUGUGCAAUACCUGGGUCUGUGUUUCCUAGACGCUGUUGUAGGACUGUAUUUUUGUAACUCUGUGCGGGUGCCGGCUCCAGCAGGCCCAGGGCCUGGCACGAGCCUGCGUUCCCGUCGCUUUUCAACUUGGACUGUUUGGAUGUUGUUGUUUCUUGCCAUUGAAAUAAAGAGAUGGAUGUUUUA
Molecule: messenger RNA, 13663 nt
Organism: Aquila chrysaetos chrysaetos
Lineage: Eukaryota; Metazoa; Chordata; Aves; Accipitriformes; Accipitridae
Gene: DGKZ
Product: diacylglycerol kinase zeta
Exons: 32
Coding region: 7717-11298 (1193 amino acids)
Biological process (GO): lipid phosphorylation; diacylglycerol metabolic process; regulation of synaptic transmission, glutamatergic
Cellular component (GO): nucleus
Molecular function (GO): protein binding; ATP-dependent diacylglycerol kinase activity
Source: RefSeq, a predicted model, not a curated record